This is a messenger RNA of Siniperca chuatsi (mandarin fish), 5543 nucleotides long. It is a transcript of the gene pla2r1, whose product is annotated as phospholipase A2 receptor 1. The transcript has 30 exons. Gene Ontology annotation, molecular function: signaling receptor activity. The coding region runs from base 247 to 4686 and encodes 1479 amino acids. NCBI's taxonomy places the organism in Eukaryota, Metazoa, Chordata, Actinopteri, Centrarchiformes, Sinipercidae. The record is from RefSeq and is a predicted model, not a curated record. Gene Ontology annotation, cellular component: signaling receptor complex; plasma membrane.
GUCGCUGUUCCUGCGCUGAAAAACUUCACUCGGCCGAAGUUUUCUAUGAGGGAAAAACAACGAGCCCAAAUUACUCUCUCUGACCCGGAGCCUCGGAAUGUGCGGACAUUUGCACUUCAACAUUGCAUCCCGCCGUCGAAAUGUUAAGACAGUUGUUUCGUUUCGUCGACUCCGUGGCUGUUGUGGCGACUAUUUGUGCAGCAGUGUUGUUGGUGAAAAACUGCGUGUGUGUCACCGAGGAGGACGAUGAGGUCCUGGAGAAAAAACAGCUCAUGGAGUUUUACACUCCCCCUCCUCUCCUUUCCUCCACUACUGCUCAUUUCAUCCUCUUCCUCCUUCUCUCCUCUCACCCAUCUCUUUCUAGAAAAGGGUCUGUUCAUCCUGGAGAGUGAGCCGCUGAAACGCUGCAUCACAGUGGAUCGCUCUAACCUGGUGCUGGAGGACUGCGAGCGGCCCACGCGCCGCAUGCUAUGGAAGUGGGUCUCCCGACAUCGCCUCUUCAAUUUGGGCACCAGCAUGUGUCUGGGCCUCAACAUCUCCGACACGACGCAGCCUCUCGGCACGUUCGAGUGUGACACGGCCCUCCCUGUGCUGUGGUGGCGCUGCAGUGGAAACAUGCUGUACGGGGCGUCCCAGUGGAAGGUGGCUGUGGCUGGACGUUUGGUGGUGGUAAAGAAAAACUCUUAUCAUGAGUGGAAAAGAUACAACACGCCCAGAGAGGGGCCCUGCUCGUAUCCAUAUGAAGAUAUCCACACUUUGUUGGGAAAUGCACAUGGCAUGCCCUGCGCUUUUCCCUUUAAAUACAACAACAAAUGGUACUCUGAGUGCACAACUGAGGGGCGUGAGGACCAUCUGCACUGGUGUGCUACCACCACCCGCUAUGAUGAGGCCGAAAGAUGGGGCUUCUGUCCGGUGCAAGAUUCCAGCUGUGAGCAUUUCUGGGAGUCAAACCAGGAGCUGCAGGCAUGUUACCAGUUCAACCUGUACACCAUCCUAACCUGGAGUCAGGCGCUGUCGACCUGCCAGGCUCAAGGUGGAAAUCUGCUUAGCAUCACCAGCCUGGCAGAGCAAAGAUAUAUCAGAGAUCGGCUCGCAAGUGUUGGAGUGAUGGUGUGGAUCGGGCUGAACCACCUGAAGGAUGGGUGGGGUUGGCAGUGGUCUGAUGGAGCACCUCUAUCAUUGGUUAAUUUCACCACAGCUCUGCCUGCCAGCCCGCUACAGGACAACAGACAGUGUGGAGUUUACAACUCAGCCUUUGAGGGUCACUGGCAGAGUCUUUCCUGUGAGUCUGCUCUGCCUUAUAUCUGCAAGAAGACACCUAAUGACACCCGGAGAGCCGAACCACUAGAGGACUGGCAGUAUAUCCAUACAGAGUGUGCUAAUGGAUGGUGGCCUCAUAAUGGUUUCUGCUACCGGUUGCUGUCAGAAACAGAAGCAGGAAGCUGGGAGGAGUCUUCCCGGGCCUGUGGCUCUCAGGGAGCAAACCUCACCAGCCUCCACUCCCUUUCUGAGGUGGAAAUGCUGCUCAACCUCCUGGCUAACUUUUCUGGGGAGAGUAUAGAGGUGUGGAUCGGUCUUUGGAAGCAGGCAUCGUUGCCGACUGUAGAGUGGUCUGAUGGCUCACCAGUAACUCUCACUGUCUGGCACCAGUAUCACCCCCCUCACAACCUGACAGAUGCAGCGCUUUGCGCCAAAGCAGACAGAAAGGAAGGUAACUGGCUUUUAGCAUCAUGUGAUGAGCGACUGCCUGCUGUGUGUAGAAGAGAAAGCCAGAAUCCUGUUCAUCACCGUGGAAGCUGGGAUGAGGGUUGUCCUGAGGGCUGGAAGCGACAUGGCCACUCCUGCUACAUGGCGACUAGCCAUGAACAGAGCUAUGAAGACGCACUGAUGGGAUAUUACUGCAAGGCUCCUCUCCUUACUGUGGAAAACAGGUUUGAGCAGGCAUUCAUUAACAGUUUGCUGAGUGAGAGUGGGGCGAACAGUAGCAUGUAUUACUGGAUUGGCCUCAUGGACCUGGAGAAGAAGGGAGAGUACAGCUGGCUUCCUCACAAUGACUCCUCUCUGCCUCUCACCUUCACAAACUGGAACAAACACCAGCCAGUCAGUGCUGGUGGAUGUGUUGCUAUGUCAGGUGGCCCUGCUGUGGGUCACUGGGAGGUGAAAGACUGCAAGUCCCACAAGGCCUUGUCAGUGUGCAAGCAGAGCAUCAGCAGUUACCACAGUGUCCAGCUGCCAGAGCACCACAUUGAUGCCUAUGCCCCCUGUCCUCCAGGGUGGGAAUCACACUCUGGGCUGCUCCACUGUUAUAAGGUGUUCCAUGAUGAGAAAGUCCUGAUGAAGCGUUCCUGGGUGGAAGCAGACUUCUUCUGCCUGGCCCUCGGGGCUCAGCUGGCCAGCUUCCACCACUAUGAGGAGCAGGUGUUUGUUAAGCAGCUCCUCAGUACCAUGUUUGAAGGAACAGAGGGUCGCUGGUUCUGGGUGGGUUUAAAUAAGAGAGACCCUGAAUAUCCCGGAGCCUGGGAGUGGUCUGAUGGUUCUCCUGUGGUGACGUCCUUCAUAGAGGAUAAGAACGAGGAGGAUGACAGGAGAGAUUGUGCUGUCUACAGUGACCUGACCAACAGUCUCACGCCGCAGCCCUGUGACACCAAACACGAGUGGAUCUGCAAGCUGUCCAGAGGUGAUAAACUGAAAAAACCCUAUUGGUACACAGAGCAGAGCGAGCCCUGGGUGUUUUACCGCGGAGCUGAAUACCUGCUGGCAAAGCAGCCCUUUGACUGGGAUGCUGUCUCUCUAGCCUGCCAGAUGAUGGGAGCCUACCUGCUGUCCAUUCACUCCAGAGAGGAGCUGUACUUCAUCAAGGAGCGCUUGCGGCGGCUCUCCCUGGGCCCGACUGACUGGUGGAUCGGCCUGUCCAUUGGGCAGCCUGGAGAGGAGGUCAGGUGGAGCGACAAGACAGAGGUAGACUUUCAUAAUUGGGCAGAGGGGACUGCCAGUGGUGGCUCAAGGAAAAACAGGUUGUGUGUCACCAUGUCCUCUUCAUCAGGGAAGUGGUUGACGAGUAAAUGCAGCGAUCUCCACGGCUAUGUUUGCAAGAGAAAGACUGUGUCUGUGGUGGAGACUCCCAGGGAGCCACACUACAUCGGAGGAUGUCCAGAGAAAUGGCUGUACUUUGGACACAAGUGUCUCCUGCUUCACCUCCCUGGCAGCCCAAAGGAGGGAAAGAGUUGGAAAGAUGCCCAGUCCAUCUGCUCCGCAUUCGAAGGCUCGCUGGUUGCUAUAGAAGAUGAGAUUGAACAAGCCUACAUCACCAUGUUGCUCCAGGGAAGCUCUGUAGGUGUGUGGAUUGGUCUGCGGGAUGAGGACACCAUGAAAUGGACCAAUGGGAAACCAGUCAGCUACACCAACUGGUCUCCAAUUGAACCAAAGAGCUAUCUCACUGAGGAUGAGUGGCUUAGUGGAUUUGCUGAUGAGCCAUUGUGUACUGUUAUGUCCAACAACCACAACUUCCACCUGACAGGGAAGUGGUACGAUGAGAGGUGCAGCAAUAGUGGGUAUGGCUUUGUUUGUCAAAAACCUCAAGAUACAUCCAAACCCCCCACCCACUCCUAUCACCACCCUCUCCCUGACAAUAUUGAGUACAGGAGCCGCAGCUACAAGGUUAUGUCUGGCAACAUGAGCUGGUACGGCGCGAUGCAUAUGUGCAUAGAGAAUGAUUCUGACCUAGUGAGCGUUACAGAUGCCUACCACCAGGCUUUCCUUACUGUCCUUGUCAAUAGAUUGGCAGUCCCCCACUGGAUUGGACUGUAUAGUCAAGACAGUGGCAUCAAUUAUCAGUGGUCAGAUGGCAGUGACACAGUGUACACACACUGGGACGCAGCCGAUGAUGAUGAAGACUUUGUGACGGGAGAGUGUGUGUACAUGGACGUGAGUGGAGGCUGGCGGAGAGCUGACUGUGAAACUCCGCUACCAGGAGCCCUGUGUCAUAUUCCCCCACCAAGCAGUAAACCAUUUAUCUCAAAUGAGUUUGUGUGUCCCUCCACGUGGGUGAAAUUUGGACACGGCUGUUACAACUUUGAGCCUGUGGUGCAGAAACUGACAUUUGAAGAGUCAAGAGAGCACUGCAGACAGAAAGUGAACACCUCAGAUAUCCUGACCAUUGAGAGUGAGACAGAGAAUCGUUUUGUUCUGGAGCAGUUGUGGUCGUUGGGGUUCCUUCACCAGGUCGUGUGGUUGGGGAUGUACUUCAACAUUGACACUGACUCUAUGGCCUGGGUGGAUGGUUCACUUAUGGACUACACCAACUGGCCCAACAACGCCCCAGACUCCAAGCUGCUGACUGCAGAUGUCUGUGUUACUACCAGGGUGGUUGACGGUGUGUGGCACCUGUCACGGUGCACUGAGAAUCUCGGCUUUGUCUGCAAAACCAUCUUAGAUGUAAUUACUGAGGUCGAAGUGGAACCACUAAAUGGUUUACAUCAUGGUGUCAUCCCCGCUGCAGUGCUGGUGGCUGUACUGAUCUUUGCCCUACUGGCAGGAGCGAUGUGGUUUGCGUACAAGAGGAACGCUUCACGUUUUCGGGGGCUUCCUACUCUUGGCAGCGCUUAUUACAGACAAACCAGCUCACAGGCUACAGAGUCAGAUGGAAGUGUGCUGAUCACAGACCUGGAGGCUCACUCAGGAGAUUAGCAUUCAAUGACUCCUUUUUUUUUUUUUAAGGUCUCUGUUGUUCUCCCAUUCUGUCUGUCUCUCACCAUUUCACCAUCAGGUAUGACUGCCACAUGACACUGCAAAGCUGUGAUGCUGACUCCUCAGGACAGUGGUGAGAUGAUGACGGCAAACAUUUCUGUCUUUGAGAAAGUGUUUGAAGGAUCCCAGUUGCUCUCUACAGCUUUCAUUUAUUCAAAUCAUUUCAAUGAGACAAAUGUUUGUGAAGAUAUUUCUUGUGUUGACAUUGUAGAGCGCUCAUUUGAAUUUUUAGACUAACACAGUUCACAUAAAUGAGAAUGUUGAUGAAGGGAUGCUAGAGAGCUUUAAACUUGUUAAAAGAGGUACUGGACACUUAAUGUUUGUCACAAUCCAGACGUAGGAGGAUUUAAUCAAAUAUAAUUGGUAAAUAAAGUAUUUAGGAAACUCAUUUAAACAAUAAAAGGUUUUACUCAAUAAGAUUCAAACAGGUGAAGGAAAAUCUACUUGUCAGGGUCAAAAGUAACUGUCAUUAUUAUAAAUAAGAGGCAGAUGAAAAGAUGUAAAUUACAGUGAUGUUUGUGAUUUAACUUUGUAUAUUUCAUUCAGAAUCCAGGAGCUGUUGGAGCUGCACAUGUGGUACAGCAAUUUUGUCAGUAUUACUUAUGUAUUUUUAUUUUAUUUUUUAAAGUAUACAUUUUGUAUAUCGAUACCAGAUGUUUUUUGAAUGUUCAAAACUGUAAGGCUAUAGCUGGUGAUUGGAUUUGUUCUCUUGUUCACUUUUGUCUGAUGAUGCAAAGCAAAUUAUUAGAUGUAUUUUGCACAAUUGUGUUUUAAUAAAUUGAAGUUAGGCCUAACAA